AUGAAGACUAAACGGAGAGCAUACAUCAGUCUCCCAAAGAAACACAUGGCUGCUUUUGCAGAAAUUUAUGAACUGGACCACGGGCUGGUUGUAAGAGAGCUGAACCCCUAUGUAAAUGAAGGAUAUGUACGAGCUUACUUUAGAGAAUGGGGUACCGUCACAGCAUGUAAGAUCAAGAAGAGCCCUGUCUCAGGAGACAGAAAGGCUCUGGCUUAUGUGAGGUUUUCUACAGAGGAUGAAGCAGACAGAGCAGAAUGGGCUGGUCCUCACGACAUCGGAGGCAGUGUGGAUGUAAAACGAGUUGUUAGUCCAAAGAUGGAUGAGGAUUCAGAUGAGGAGGUCGCAGCAGCCAUUGCUAGGCCACCACCUCGGCGUUCACUCGGUUUGGGCUACAUACUGGAAGAUGCUCAGUGGUUAGAUGCUGAAGAGAAUGGCAAAUUAACAAAUAUUGUCUAA
Plectropomus leopardus (leopard coralgrouper) is the source of this 456-nucleotide messenger RNA. Its product is annotated as heterogeneous nuclear ribonucleoprotein A2 homolog 2. The record is from RefSeq and is a predicted model, not a curated record. NCBI's taxonomy places the organism in Eukaryota, Metazoa, Chordata, Actinopteri, Perciformes, Serranidae. Gene Ontology annotation, molecular function: RNA binding.